This is a messenger RNA of Chara braunii, 1248 nucleotides long. The record is from the annotation of a GenBank genome assembly. NCBI's taxonomy places the organism in Eukaryota, Viridiplantae, Streptophyta, Charophyceae, Charales, Characeae.
GAGAAAAAAUGCCUUCCAGAUCUAGAGUGUGGGGUGUCUAAGGUGGUCAACCYGAUAAGAUCAUGAAAGGGGAGAUUGAAGCUGAAGGCGGUUGGCCAAAAUGCCAGAGGAGAUGGCGGACGGUGGGAGGAAGCUUCUGACUCUCGAUGACCUCAUCGACGUCCUGGACAAGCGUGAGAGGGCGCCAAGCAACGUCCCAAAGGUCGAGACAUUCCACUUCAAGCGGGACCGGGUAUCUGAUUGGUUGGAUCUGACGGAGCAGGCGCUGGUGGGACUGUCAGAUGAGGUCAAGCUCCAACGGGGCCUGAGGUAYGUCCUGCACAGUCACCAUGGGGAAGUAACUAAGGUUGUGGACGCCGCCGGUGGCAGUAGGGCAAGGAGGAGGACCGRAGGGCGGAACAGAGGGCCAAAAAGAGGGGCUCAGGGAGGGGCAGAGCUGAGCCUGCAUGAUGGCGUGCCAAAGAGGAAAAAGUACGCAGUCCGACUGGAGGAAGGCUUUGACGUGGAGCGAAUGGUGGACAAGCUCCUGGAAGGCCAUAACGAUUUGAUGAAUCUAAAGGACAUUUUGGCCUCGGCACCAAGGCUCCGUGGUGAGCUAAAAGGGCGGCUCUCGCGAAGAUUAGUGCCCAAUGUCCACCUGAGCUCAAUUCUGCCGAGGGAGAUGGAGUGGACAGAGGCAGGCACCAGGAUGGAUUGGAAAUGUGUGGCAUGUGGGUUGGUGGACUUGAAGGUGAGGGACCAGCCGAGCAUCGCAAUGGUGGACACGGGCGCGGAGAUGAACAGCAUCCGGGAGCGGGACGCGACCAUGUUGGGGUUGGAGGUCGACCAUUCGGACCAUGGCGUGUUGCAUGGCGCCAAUUGUAAGGCCAUUUUUUGCGGCACCCCGUCUAAUGUGAUGGWGGAGAUUGGGAGAGUAAGGGCGCGAACGUGCUUCUUCGUCAUGCCCGACGUCGACCACCCUAUUCUUCUGGGGAGGUCGUUCCUCUGCCGGACGGAAACCUUGGUCUUCAACAGGCAUGAGGGGACGAUGAUCCUGACCCUAUCUGAUCCGGGAAACUAUGAAAUCAUCAAGUGCCGGAACACAGGGCCCGGAAGUGCAAGGAAUAGGCUCAACCUCGACUCCUUUACCUUUGAGGAGUCGGAGUACGCGCGGCGGAGACUCCGGGAGGAACAAGAGGGGGAAGGAGUAUGCGAGGUGCUGUCCUUGAGCCUGAAUGAUGUAAAUAAGGCAAUGGAGGUGGUGGCGGC